Molecule: messenger RNA, 4022 nt
Organism: Tigriopus californicus
Lineage: Eukaryota; Metazoa; Arthropoda; Copepoda; Harpacticoida; Harpacticidae
Product: RNA helicase Mov10l1-like
Molecular function (GO): helicase activity; ATP hydrolysis activity
Source: RefSeq, a predicted model, not a curated record
CGACUGGCUGGGACCUAUUGGGGUGGGUGGAUUGACUGGAGUGCGAGGCAUUAUCUCCGCCGACCAAUAUGUGGAGUCAGAUCCAAUCCUGGCUCCUGGGCUCCGUUCCGCCUCAAUAUGACGCGGAUGACCUCCUGAUGGGACCUUCGGCUCACCCGCCACCACCAGAUCACCGCGCUCGUCACUCAUCCCAAAGCUCAGCAGACACGGAUCCGAAUGACGCGGGUUUGAGGUGGGAGGAUUUGCCCGUGGCCCUUGAACCUUUGAGUAGCCGUUGGGUAACGGGUCGGAUUACCCGCGAGGAUGCGGACUCUUUCUUGAUUGAUGGGCACUUUUAUUGGCCCAAGACACUCUCACCGAAGAUGAUCCAUGGGCGGGGCCAAGAAGCGUUGGGUGUGGAUUGGCAGGUCCGAGCCCAGGUGGUGGUCAUGCAUGAGCAUGAAGCGCCCAAAGUUCGUCAAGUCUCGGAUGCUUGGCCGCCGAGCUCAUCGCAAGCCACCGAGGAUUGGAUCAUGGGUCCGAGUGAGACGGAGCUUUUGGUGGAGGAUCUGCACGAGAAGCUGGACUUGUUAGAUGCCAGCACGGGCUUGGUCCGCUCUCUGGCGAGUGUCGAGUCGAUUCGAGCCGGUCAGAUCGCCCUCAAUCUGGGAUUAGAUCAUAGUCGGUCCAUCAAUGUCCCCCUAUCAUCGUUGGGCUUGCAUUACGUCCCCUGGACGGGGGAUUUGUUGUCGGUGGAUCUUAACCUGGACCAGGUGGACAUGACUAAGGCCGGAGAUUUACCCAUUCAAGCGGCUCGUCCUUUGCGAACGCUUGAAGGGCCCGGUUCCAUUCAAAGUUACUGGACCAGUGACGAUCGAGGUCUGUUGUCGGGUGAUGUAUUCUUUAACCAAAGCUCAUGUCCAACGUCAUAUCGACCUCGCCGGGGCGACGAGGUUCGGUUUCAGGCCGUGGAAUGCCAGCCGGGUCCAAACAAUAAAUAUGCCAAUUGGCGAGCCCAUCGGGUCGUACCCCAGGUCAACGGCGAUGGACUUCGCGCCAAAAGACUAGUCUUUGAAAAUCUAGCCCAUCCGAGUCAACGCAAAUUUCGUCAAGAACGACUCAAAGCCCAGAAUGGAAUCUUCACCCCCGAUCAACUGGACUUGGGUGCAAUCGAUUCGGGGAAUGUUGUGAAUGUGGAAAUCCCGGUUGAAAAUCGGGGGAAUGUGAAUCAGACUCUCCUUCAGGUGGAAGCCGGUCCAAACGUGGAUCUGAGUGCUUUGGAUCGAUCCUGUCUGCCCAUUGUGGUACCGGAUAAUGGAUCACUAGUGUUGAAAUUGGAGUGCCACGGACGUGUUCUAGGGCGACAGGAACAAUUAAUAUCCCUGCACUUUGACGGGGACUUUUGUGUGGGUACCGAGCUCAAAUUUUGUGUGGGACAUACCAAGAUCAGUGAGAUCAUGCGCGGUGCUAACGUUGUACCGAAUGGGGAACGUUUUCGUCAUCAAUACAAUCGCAAUGGCGAGGCUGCGGGAAUGUGGCAAAAUCAGAGUGGCUACAUUCCUGGGCGAAAAUCGGUAUACAAACCUAAGGCCACUUACAAUAAGAACUACCUACCUCAAUACGAGAUCCCGUCUCAUUUGUGGCGGGAUGUUCUGGAUGCUGGAGGCCAACCCGAGAGGCUCUCGCGUCUAUAUCCUGCCCUCAAUGAUCAGCUAUGCCUGGGGAACUACAAACUCAAGUUCUCGUCCCUCAUCUAUCUGGAAGAGAUUGCAUUGUGGCAACAAAUUCGUCGCUAUGAUCUUCAGGAUGCUGUUCUCUUUCACGCUGGACCUUAUUUGUCCUUGGAAGUCCCGGGCUUGGCGGAAAAGCGACCGAGUCUCAUGAUUGGAGAUAGCGCCGUCCUGAGGCUCGUUCAAAGGGCCCCCGGUAAUGAGAUUUUCUAUGAAGGGUGCAUCCAAGAGGUACGAUCCAAGAGCGUUUUGCUCCUCUUCACCGAACAUUUUCACUCCACAUACGGUGGAGAAGCGUAUGAGGUGUCGUUUCAGUUCAAUCGCUCGGGCUUCCGAAGAAUGCAUCAGGCCGUGGAAAUGGCUCUCGCAACAUCAGGUGCGAACAUCCUGUUUCCUGAAAAGGUUUGUCUCCUUCCUGCGCAAGUGGCGGACCAAUCAUUGAAUGAGAAUGCGCUGAAAGCCAAGCGGAUCAUCCGUCAAAAAGUGUAUCCCUCCUCAUCUGUUUUAAACAUUGAAUCCAACUCAUCCGUGUGUUCACUGCAAUCGAUUUCGGAUCAAUGUGAGGCCUCCUUGUCACUCACGCCGUCGCCAUCUGAGAAGAAAAUAAAGAAAAAGAAACGAUCCUCGGUGGCAGAGCGUCUUUUCGGCCAGAAAAUAUCCACUUCGAUCCCCGAGGUCCAUGAGGUCCAAGAGGUUAACCCGGAUUUUACCCUUCCAGUCGUCAAAGAUCGGCUCGACUUCGACUACCAAAAAUAUGCCGCCAUGAUUACCCGUACUCUCCCCCAUCGAUUUACUGUGCAACCACCACCCAUUCCACAACCGGGGACCUUCCCACCUUACACUGCCCGGAAAAGACGCGGUGCCAAAAGGAGAAAAAAUCCGUGGGUGAAUUCAAACUUGAAUCAGGAGCAAAGAAAAGCCGUUCGACGGAUCCUCUUGGGGGAGGCCAGACCAUUGCCUUACAUUAUUUAUGGGCCACCCGGUACGGGCAAAACCGUCACUCUUGUUGAAGCUAUUCUCCAGAUCUUCUUGAAGCGUCCCGAUUCUCGCAUUCUAGUGGCCACGCCCUCCAACUCUUCGGCCGACUUAGUUGCAGAACGCCUUUGGCUAUCAAAAGUCCUUCAAGUCGGCGAUCUGGCCCGAUUGAACGCUUUUCAGCGAAGCGAAGACUCUAUUCCGGACAAGAUCAAGGCCCUCUGCUUCAAAAGUCAAGACACCACGGUCUUAUCGCGAGUGAUCCGACAUCGGAUCGUCAUCUCCACGUGUAGUUCGGCCGGCGGUCUUUACAAAUUGGGCAUCAGAGGCGGCCAUUUCACUCAUUGCUUUAUUGACGAAGCUGGUCAUUUGACCGAACCCGAGACAAUGAUCGCCUUCGGACUAGUUUCUCAAAGUCAAAAGGCACAGCUUGUUUUGGCGGGAGAUCCCAAGCAGUUGGGUCCAGUUCUUCAAUCCAAACUCGCCAAGAUAUUCGGGCUUGAACAAUCAUUCUUGGAGCGAAUCACUACGGCCAAGAUCUACGCUAGAGACUCUGAAAAAUUCAAGGAUCACGGAGGAUAUGACCCGGUUUUAGUAACGAAACUAGUCCGAAACUACCGCUCUCAUGACGCUAUUAUACAUAUGUCGUCCAAAUUGUUUUACGACUCUGAACUGUCUGCUCAAGGCGAAUUGGCCCUGCGCAAUCGUUUCAUAGGAAUGUCAUUCCUGCCUAAUCCAGACAUCCCGAUCAUUUUCCACGGGAUCAAGGGCUUUAACUGUCAGGAAGGCGAUUGUCCGAGUUGGUUCAACCCUGUGGAAGCCUUUCAAACGUCGAAAUUCGUACGACUUAUGUAUGGUGAAGGCAAAGUGAAUCCAACCGAAUUGGGCGUGAUUGCGCCGUACCGAAAACAAGUGGAAAAAGUGCGGCAUUUGCUCACCAGUCUGGAAUUGGACUUGCCACGGAUUGGUAGCGUGGAAGAGUUCCAGGGUCAAGAGAUGCCUGUAAUCAUCAUUACCACAGUGCGAUCGGCAGACAUGAGCGAUGCGGACGACGGCGUGGAGUUCGAUAUUCUUCAAGGAUUGGGGUUCCUUCAAUCUGAAAAGCGCUUCAAUGUGGCUAUGACUCGAGCGCAAAGUUUACUCAUUGUCCUGGGCGAUCCUCAUUUGUUAGCCUUGGACGAAACGUGGUUCCAAUUUCUUAAGUAUUGUUGCGUCCAACGUGCUUACCAAGGCUGUGAUCUCCCGUUAAGUUUAUGUGACAUUUGAAAUGCGACUAUGAACCCUUUCAACGUUUUGAGCUUGUCAAGCCUAAAAGAAUAUAUUAUUUAGGACCAUUCA